AGCUGAUCCUUUUCGAAGGCCGACCAAGCAAAACAUGAGAAUGGCUCUGUUCUGGCUUGUGCAAGGUUGUCAAGCAGGGGAUUCUUUGGUGUUUCAUUAUUCGGGGCAUGGAUCACAGCAGCGGAACUACACUGGAGACGAGGUGGAUGGAUAUGAUGAGACACUGUGUCCCUCGGAUUUUGAGACUCAGGGGAUGAUCGUGGAUGAUGAGAUCAAUGCAACAAUUGUUAACCCUCUUCCUGCUGGAGCUAAACUUCAUGCUAUUGUAGAUGCUUGCCAUAGUGGUACUGUGCUAGAUUUGCCAUUUCUCUGUAGAAUGGACAGAAAUGGGAGGUACAUAUGGGAGGACCAUCGUCCUCGAUCAGGUGUUUGGAAGGGAACAAGUGGUGGUGAGGCCAUUUCCUUCAGUGGCUGCGACGAUGAUCAGACCUCUGCUGAUACCUCAGCUCUGUCAAAGAUUACUUCAACUGGUGCCAUGACUUAUGCUUUCAUCCAAGCCAUAGAGCGUGGACAUGCAACUACAUACGGGAACAUGAUGAAUGCAAUGCGAUCCACCAUCCGUAACACCGAUGGUGGUGCUGGAGGCGGUAUUGUGACAUCCCUUAUCUCCAUGCUUUUGACAGGAGGGAGUCUCGGAAAGCUGAGACAGGUAUGUUAUCAAUGCCUCCCAACAGUAGUUUAACCAUAUAGGGAAUCUAAGUUUGUGGGUGUGUCUAUCCUGAUUCCAGAUUCCAUCUAUAACGUCCCUUUGAAUGGUUUUCGCUGCAGGAACCACAGCUAUCUGCCAAUCAACAAUUUGAUGUGUAUACAAAACCUUUCUCCCUAUAGGUAUCGCCAACAAUAUUUUCAUCCUAUUGCAUCAUUCUUACUAUUUGAAUGUGUCCCAACCUCCCAGUAGUGUCUCACUGUUGUGUACUAGUGUGUAGUUAUAGGAUCCAUUUUUGUCAUCUGGUAGGUCUGUUGUAUUCUUCUGUAGUUUGAUCUUCCAUAUAUGCUAUUAUUCUUUGAUUCUUCCAUUAACUGUUCCUGAAAUCUGUAUCAGAAAGUCCCAUCUGAUGGAAUUGUUCCAUAUCUGAUGAAGAUUAGGGCUGACAAAUUGAUUCUCACCUAAUCUCCUCCAUAUCAAUAAUACAGCUUUCAUGAAAAAGACUAUCCAAUACUGAAUGCCCAAUUAUUCUAUAUGUAAGAGAGAAUCCUAUCUUGAUUACGAUUUUCAAA
Fragaria vesca subsp. vesca is the source of this 1218-nucleotide messenger RNA. RefSeq names its product metacaspase-1-like. Gene Ontology annotation, biological process: proteolysis. Bases 35 to 682 code for a protein of 215 amino acids. The transcript has 3 exons. Gene Ontology annotation, molecular function: cysteine-type endopeptidase activity. NCBI's taxonomy places the organism in Eukaryota, Viridiplantae, Streptophyta, Magnoliopsida, Rosales, Rosaceae. The record is from RefSeq and is a predicted model, not a curated record.